Molecule: messenger RNA, 4710 nt
Organism: Pelmatolapia mariae (spotted tilapia)
Lineage: Eukaryota; Metazoa; Chordata; Actinopteri; Cichliformes; Cichlidae
Gene: sec63
Product: SEC63 homolog, protein translocation regulator
Exons: 20
Coding region: 146-2425 (759 amino acids)
Biological process (GO): post-translational protein targeting to endoplasmic reticulum membrane; SRP-dependent cotranslational protein targeting to membrane
Cellular component (GO): Sec62/Sec63 complex
Molecular function (GO): transmembrane protein transporter activity; RNA binding
Source: RefSeq, a predicted model, not a curated record
CCACGUACACCGAUGCAUCCAUAGCAUCGAGCUCUCUUGGCUGGAUUGAGGCUGGGUUGCUAACGGUCUGUCAGGUAUCACACAUUGGGCUUGAAGGGGGAAGAGCAGCGGUGGAGAAGAAGGGCGACCCAAGCGCCGCUACGAAAUGGCCGGGCAACAGUUCCAGUACGAUGACAGCGGCAAUACCUUUUUCUAUUUCCUAACGUCCUUCGUCGGACUUAUUGUGAUCCCGGCCACAUAUUACCUCUGGCCCCGGGAUCAAAAUGCUGAACAACUGCGCCUAAAGAGCCUACGGAGGGUGCACGGCAGGUGUCUGUGGUAUCGGCUCAGGCUGAUGAAGUCGCAGCAGAGCAUCGUGCCAACACUAAAGAAAGCAGCCUUGUUAUUUGGGUGGCUCGUGUUUCUGCUGCUGGCCUACAAGGUGUCCAAGCUGGACAGAGAGUACCAGGAGUAUAAUCCAUAUGAAGUUCUCAGCUUGGACCCGGGUGCAUCGCUGUCAGAAAUCAAGAAGCAGUACCGUGUACUGUCACUCAAGUAUCACCCUGACAAAGGUGGCGAUGAGGCCACAUUCAUGAGAAUUGCUAAGGCCUAUGCUGCUCUAACCAAUGAACAGUCAAGGCAGAACUGGGAAAUGUAUGGAAACCCUGACGGCCCAGGAGCAACCAGCUUUGGCAUUGCCCUGCCUGCCUGGAUUGUUGACCAGAAGAACUCAAUGCUGGUGCUGUUGGUGUACGGACUUGCCUUUAUGGUUAUCCUUCCUGUUGUUGUGGGGACAUGGUGGUACCGCUCAAUCCGAUACAGUGGAGACCAGAUCCUCAUCAACACUACCCAGCUCUUUAUGCAUUUCAUGUGCAAGACACCAAAUAUGAACAUGAAACGGUUAAUCAUGGUGUUGACGGCAGCACUCGAAUUUGAUCCUCGGAACAAUAAAGAAGCAACCAUAAGACCCACAGACAACGUUGAAGUGCCGCAGUUGAUCCGUGAAUUAGGAAAUAUCAACGUGAAGAAGAAGGAGCCUCCGUUCUACUAUCCCUACAGUCUGAAGGCCAGGGUGUUGGUGUUAGCUCACUUGGCCCGCAUGGACGUGUCUGAGGAAUUAGAGGAAGAUCAGAGGUUUGUGGUGAAAAAGACUCCAGCGCUUCUCCAGGAGAUGAUCAAUGUGGGCUGUCAGCUUAUUUUUAUGGCCAACAGCAGAGGUUUCAGUGCUCCUCGCUUGGUGACUAUAGAGAACUGUAUGAAAUUGACCCAGAUGAUAGUGCAGGGCCUGAAGGAGUCAAAGUCACCGCUGCUGCAGCUGCCUCACUUUGAAGAGGAGCACCUCCGAUACUGCAUUUCUAAAAAGUAUAAGGUGCGAACCCUCCAGGACUUGGUGAGUCUGAAGGACUCCGACAGACGAAACAUGCUGCGUUUCCUUGGAGAGGAGAAGUACGACGAGGUCAUGGCUGUGCUGGGCAGCUUCCCUCACAUCACCAUGGAUAUCAAACUGCAGGUCCUUGAUGAUGAAGACAGUAGUAACAUCACGGCAGGCUCAAUCGUCACAGUAACCGUCACCUUAAACAGGAAACGGAUGGCGGACAUGUUUGAACAAGAGCAAGAGCCAGUGCCGUGUCAAGGAGAUGAGACUGCCACUACAGAGGAAGCACAAGGAGACACAAGUAAAGCCAAAACCAAAGUGUGGCAGAACAAGAAUAAAGGGGCUAAAAAGACAGCCAAGUCCAAGAAGAAAAAGUUAACCAAGAAGAAAGCCACUCCUGCUCCUGCCAAAAACAAGCAGGCCAAUGGCACCGUGGCAGGAAAUGAAGUCGCAGCAACAACAACAGCAGCAACUGUGGCGACAAAGGAGGAAGAUGAUGAUGGGUCAGACAAAGGCAGCGAGUCAGACGAGGGCGAAGCCAACAAGGAUUCUCCGAGCGAAAGAGACGAAGACAGCGACAAACAGAGCGACACAGAAGUCGACGAGAUGGCUGGUGACGACGAGGAGGAGUGGGAGGCGUUGCAACAAAGCAUCCAGCGGCGAGAGCGGGCCCUGCUAGAAACCAAGUCAAAGGUGACACACCCGGUCUACAGUCUUUACUUCCCAGAGGAGAAGCAGGAGUGGUGGUGGCUCUACAUUGCUGACCGCCGAGAGCAUACCCUCGUCUCCAUGCCCUGUCACGUGUGCACGCUAAAAGACACAGAAGAGGUGGAGCUCAAGUUUUCAGCCCCCUCCAAAACGGGCAACUACCAAUAUUCUGUUAUCCUUCGUUCUGAUUCCUACCUGGGACUGGACCAGAUCAAACCACUCAAGUUGGAGGUCCACGAGGCCAAGGCCAUUCUGGACAACCACCCGCAGUGGGACAUCCCCGACACAGAGGAGGAGGACGAGGAGCAAGAGGACAGCGACGGCAUCGAGGAGAGUGAAGAUGACGAUGAGGACAACGACUGAGCGCGUGCGCACGCGCUCAGCCCUCCCCCUCCCUCCUCCCUUUACCCUCCCAUGGACUUGGCCACACAUUCACUGCUGACCCCGCUCAAGCCAGAAAGCAGUCAGUGAGGAGCAGCGAAGCCACAAACACUCACAGAGUCACCGGGGACAGUUUAUACACACAGAGCCCUCCUCCAUUUAACCUUUGCAAAGUCAUGGACUGUGACCUGAACCCCGACACCCCGAAAUUCUCUUUUCUACAGAGACUUGUUUAUUCACUUUCCGCUGCUGGCGGAAGAGAAUUCUGUGAAUACUAACAGGCCUGUUGUGUGUGUGUGUGUGUGUGUGUGCGGGUGUGCGUGUGUGUGUGUGAGCGGGUGUGCGUGCGAGUGCGUCAAUGGUAUGUAACCUUGUGUGUCUUUGUACAGGUAUGGCAAAUGGACACACUGUGGACUGGAGGACCUAUUGUUAGAAUUCUAAUUAUUAUUAUUAUUAUAGUUAUUAUUAUUAUUAUUAUUAUAUUGGCUCUUUUCUUCUUUUCUUGACAGGGAGUGGGGAUGUAUAACCGCCAAUUCCAUCUGCAAAAUUAAAAAUGCUGAUCUCCGUAUGGAAAUCAUUCUCAACACACUUUGCUCCUGUUUUUAAUAAUGCUCAGCACCAAUGUUUUCCACAGCAGUGAUGCUUUCUAUUGUACAUUUAUACUGCAGAAGCACGAAGUUCAGUCCUCCUUGUUGGACAUCGCAACCAAGUCAGCCAUUUGGGAUAUUUACUUACUUCCACUGUCAAAUCAGCCAUUCGUUUGUCCGUACACGUAUUUUUGACAGAGAUAUCCAGUCCUGUAAGUGAUGCCCCUUUUCCCCGCGUGAUUCACUUUAAAAUGUAUUUUAUUUUUCCGAAAGAGAAGACGGUUGAUUGAAAGCAGGUGGAGCUCGAGUUGAAAUGUGAUCUCAAAUGUAACUGGAGGGGAAGUUAAAGAAACUUGCAGUGUUAGGGUUUGUUUGAAUGAGUCAUCUUUUAGUUUAGCACUAAAAGAUGUGUCUUCAGUCUUUUUUGGGGCUAAGAUACUGAUGUCAAAAUAUAUAUAAAUGUAUUAGAGAGAGCAUUACAUAGUUACUUCCCUUAUCUCAAUCUUUUUUCCUUUUUUUUUUUUUUUUGCCGCACAUUCCAGUGUGUACUCCUUGUCUGAAAAAGGCCUUACGAAUACAACUAAAAUACUGCAACAUACAAGUCCUUGGGUGCUAUGCACCACUGGUUCCUGAGAGAGAAGUAAAUUUUUUUACUUGUGUAAGAAUCUUUAGUGUUGGUUUUCUUUUUCUUUUCUUUUUUGAUAACCUGUAGCUCAUAAGUAUUGGGAUACAUAUCACUGAUUUUGUCAUCACAAUACCUCCCAUAAGUACAGUUAUUUUGCAGUUGUAUGUGCAUUGUGAGUGUAAAAGUGAGUAUGAUAUCCCCGUUAGAGAGACACACACAGCACUCAUCUGGGGAAAAAAACUGUUAAACUUGCUUUUUGUUUUUUUUUCUUAAGCAGAACAGGCUUAGGUUUGCAGUUACUGCCAUGUCAGAUUGAGUGUUUUUUUUUUGUUGUUUUUUUUUUUACCAAACCUGGGAGUUUUCCAUUUUUCUGAGGCACACAGAGCGGCUCAGGCUCCCACUUUCAUUGGUAUUUUUUCCGUUAAUCGUGUAAUACAUAAAUGUGUGUCUGGUUUUGUUGUAAUCUAACCUUGAUUUUUACAUGUGUUAGACUUUGGGAAGGGAAAAAAAAGAACAGAGAUACUUUGAGUAGUUCUGUGGGCUCUUGCUGUAUCCUGGCAACUUGGCAGUUUCAGUAAUGUGUAAUCUAUCACCACAAAUAUCCAUACAGUUGUGUGGUUUUUUUUGUUUUUUGUUUAUUUUUAUUUUUUUUUACAGUGCUUACUAGUGUAUCAUGUCAAUGUGGGAGAGAUGAAAGUUUAAGCAUGCUCUCCUAGCACCACAUACGCAUUCACACAAUCUCACAUGUGCAAACUAUACUCAUCUGUAGUUGUGUUCAGAGCAGGUGUACGCUAACAGGUAAUAUUGUAAUCUGAGUAUUUAUCACUCUGCAAUAGAAUGUAGCAUCAGUGAUUUAUGCUGUGGGGGGGAGAAUGCAGUGAGGUAAAAUACGCCAUCCCACCCAUGACAGACCUUAUCCAGGCAACUGGCCGGCAAGUUGCCUCAGUUUGGACAAAUGACUACCCAAUGAUUAUCUGCCACUUUUGUUUACAAAGGAACUGUCAUUGUAAAUGAAAAACUAUAUUAUUUGUAUUUAAAAAUCAUUUCAAAUAAAA